AUGUCGACCACAAAUAUCACCAACCCUGACUCCUCCAAUUCCUCGUCCUUUGUGGAGUAUGACCAGAUUAUUCUCUUUGGCGACUCCAUAACCCAGGGCUCGUGCGAUCAGGGGAGCGGCGGGUUUGCCUUCUGCCCCGCCUUGCAGCACGAUUAUAUUAGACGUUUCGAUAUCAUCAAUCGGGGCUUCAGUGGCUAUACAUCUGAGCAAGCUCUCGCAAUCUUCCCAUGCUUCUUCCCGCCCGUGCAAAAGGCGAGGGUCCGCCUAAUGACCGUCUUCUUCGGCGCAAAUGACGCCGUCCUCCCCGGCUUCCAGCAACACGUCCCCCUCAACCUCUAUAGAGAAAAUUUAAUAAAAAUCCUCACACACCCGCUCAUCAAAGCGCAUCCGGAGACAAAUCUCUUACUCCUGACCCCACCACCUGUCAAUGAGUAUCAGUUUUCCCCCUCAGAUACAGAUACAGAUACAGGCGCAGGUGCAGAUCGAGAUGUAGAUGCGGAUGUAGGUACGCAGCCCGGCGCGCUCGAUCCCGAACCCGAACCCGAACCAGCCUCCCCAAUAAUGCGCAAAGCCUCCCGGACAAAACAAUACGCCGACGCCUGCCGAGAGGUGGGCAAGAAGCUCAACGUGCCCGUUGCCGAUAUAUGGACUGCAUUCAUGACUGUGGCUGGGUGGGUGGAUGGCCAGCCGCUGGCGGGAUCGAGAGAGGUGCCUGUGAAUGAGAGGUUGCAGGCGUUGUUGUCAGAUGGUCUCCAUUUCAACCCGGCCGGCUAUAGGGUGUUGUACGAUGAGGUGACGAGGGCGAUCCGGACGCAUUAUCCGCACCUCGCGCCUGAGAAUGUGCCUAUGCAUUUCCCUCCGUGGCAGAGUGCGCCGAAAUCGUAGUUCACUUGGAGUUGGUUCCUGGGGAAAGAGGCGCUUGCGGGCGCCGCACUUUAUUAUUAUUAUUAUUAUUAUUAUUAUUGUUCACUAUAUGAUGGAGGAAGAGACCAAGAGAACUGCUACGGGCAAAGAGAUAUAAUAAUAUGGAUCACGGCUCAGAACCGCCAGCGAGAGUUGAGGAUAGGCGAGGAAACGAACCCCUCGCCCUCCCCCUAACCCCCGCCUCUCGUCCCCAUAGGGGCACCCGUUCUAAUUCUUUUCUUACAUACCAUAUUCUUUUCCGAAACAUAAGAAGAAACUUCAUCAUGUCUUAUGGAAUGGGUAGAGGUGUGCUGAAUGCCACAAGCAAAACAUUGUGUCUCCGCUCUAUCAACCCCCCGUCGCUCCCAAGGUUCGAAGGGAGAGAGGAAGUGGACGUAGCUCAACGGUGGUGGACGAUGGCAUUAGGAUUUGAAAGGUGAGUAAAGAGGUCAACGGGGAUGGGUUUGUCUAAUUUAGGGAGAUAUUUAUAUUUAUAUUUCCAUUACUUUUUAUUUAUUUAUUUAUUUAUUGCAUAUAUC
This is a messenger RNA of Blastomyces gilchristii SLH14081, 1442 nucleotides long. Its product is annotated as GDSL Lipase/Acylhydrolase. The transcript is spliced from 5 exons. The record is from RefSeq and is a predicted model, not a curated record. The coding region runs from base 1 to 885 and encodes 294 amino acids. NCBI's taxonomy places the organism in Eukaryota, Fungi, Ascomycota, Eurotiomycetes, Onygenales, Ajellomycetaceae.